UUUGAAUUCGCCACCGAGAGAGGAACAUUAAUUAAGCCCCCGUCCUCGGGCAACGGAUUAAACUCGGAGCAGUUUGUAUCCGCCAGUUCUAUUUUAAUGUUAAUUUCAGACGUUCGGGAAGAAGAUUUAUCAACUCUCCGUUGUUUUCGACGCGUAACUCUCUGCCGCUAUUAAUUCCGGCCCGCUCCUCUCCAGUCUCGGCGAGUUUCACCGUUUCGAUGUAAUUAUCCGACUUGCCGUUUCCAAUUUCCCCGCGGCCUAACACUUGACUCCCUUUCGAUACGAGAUAGAAUCGAACGAAAAUUCCCGAGGAAGAUAAUAUUGGGGAUGGAGAGAGUCUCGUCGCGCAACGGCGGUGUUGUACGUCUUUCCUACGACGCGUUCGUCGCGCACUCGUCGCUCUUCAAAACUCCCCUCUCGUCGUCCAUACUCCCGAAACUACCUUUUUCCACUGCAAACGAAAAAGAAAAAAGAAAAGAAAAAAAAAAAGAAAAGAAAAAAAUAGGGAAAGAAGACGGGAGCGUAAUCUCUGGUCGAGAUACGCUAAUAAGGAGAAACGGUUAGUGUCCGGCAUGCAGGUAGUACAUACUAUUAUCACACGUCACGUUUAUAGUUCCACCGCGGAUCUCGCCGUUUUAUUUCGAGAACGGUGUGACGGAGGGGAUGAGGACACAGCUAAUGUGUACCACGAGCCAGGGUGACCAGCCGUUCAACAUCACGUGGUUGAUGGACGAGAAACCGAUUCAGGUCAGAUCGGGUGACGGUGCGUCGGCGUCGUCCUCGGCGUCGUCGUCGUCCUCGUCGUCGUCGUCGUCGUCGUCGUCGUCGUCGUCCUCCUCCUCCUCGGGCGGAUUCACCGCGGCCUUUCUCGAGACGGGCAACAACAACAUACAGAUAAGCGACUAUCCGCCGUUUUCCAGCAUCCUGACGAUAAAUAACGUCAGCGCUAAGCACAGCGGGAACUACACGUGCCAGAUCAGCAACGUCGCUGGCCUGGCCGAAUACUCGACCAGCCUCUCCGUUGCUGGUUGGUGUCUCAAACGAGCAACAACAAAAAUCGACAUAUGGUAGCUUGCCGCCGCGCUGGACGGUCGAACCUAUCGACCAGAACGCCGUUGUAGGUCACGGCGUCUCCAUCCCCUGUCAGGCUGAAGGAUUCCCCAUUCCGACGGUGACU
Messenger RNA from Apis florea (little honeybee), 1177 nucleotides. RefSeq names its product cell adhesion molecule Dscam2. Gene Ontology annotation, molecular function: protein binding. Gene Ontology annotation, biological process: homophilic cell-cell adhesion; synapse assembly. Gene Ontology annotation, cellular component: synapse. NCBI's taxonomy places the organism in Eukaryota, Metazoa, Arthropoda, Insecta, Hymenoptera, Apidae. The record is from RefSeq and is a predicted model, not a curated record.